AUGGGUUUUGGGAAGAGAUGGAUGAGGUGGAUGGAAGCUAUUGUAUUCUCUUACAAGAUGUCGGUGAUUGUUAAUGGUAGUCCAACGAAUGAAUUCUUGGUGGAAAGAGGUAUUCGUCAAGGAGAUCCUAUCUCCCCCUUUCUUUUUGUUAUAGUGGCGGAAGGUUUAAAGGCGUUAGUUGGAAGAGCGGUCAGUAAUGGUGACUUUGUUGGUUUUAAUGUGAAUGGAAAAUGCUUUGUUGGAAUCACAUUUGGGGAGGAGGAGAAGGAGUUCAAAUUUCUCGGUAUCUUUGUUGGUAAAAAUCCAAGGAGAAUCUCUUCUUGGAAGCCUCUUUUGGAAAAUAUUAGGAGGAGAUUGAAUUCUUGGAAAGGGCGGUGGCUUAGUUUUGGUGGGAGGAUAACUCUUUUAAAAUCGAUUCUAAGUAGUUUGGCGAUAUUCACUCUAUCUUUCUACAAAGCUCCAAAGAAGAUAAUUUUGGAGAUUAAUAAGAUGCAAAGUAAUUUUUUGUGGGGAGGGACGGAAGAAAGAAGGAAAAUUCAUUGGGUGAAGUGGAAUGACAUGUGCCUUCCGGUGGAGAAAGACGGGCUUGGAUUUAGAAGAUUGGAUAUUUUUAAUAAGGCGCUUCUUUUGAAGUGGAAUUGGAGGAUUUUCGGUGCAACAAAUGAAUUAUGGUAUCGAAUGUUAAAAGCUAGGUAUGAGGACGUGAAUCUAAGGUUGUGUGGCAAUUCUUUGAAAUCUAAUAAGGAUAAGACAUCGUCGGUGUGGUGGGCGGAUUUGUUAUCUUUGGGGAAGGAGAUACCAGAGAAUUUUUUUACUAACAAUUUUCAUUUUCAGGUUGGAGACGGGCGCAAUAUCUCAUUUUGGAAUUCUCAUUGGUUGAAUGGCGGCAUUUUAAAGGAUCUUUUUGCGAAUCUUUUUAAGACUUCUUUGUUGCAAGAAGUUUCAAUCGGAGCCAUGGGUGGGUGGAUAGAUGAAAGGUGGAUUUGGGGAGAUUUAGGUGUUAUUGCUGCUCCAAUAGGUGCUGUCCAGAAUACUCUCUUUACCUCUGCUAGUGAUCUUGUCUCUAAUGAAGCUGUUGUUGGUCUAGAUUCUGUCCAAACCGGUUCUGUUCAGCCCGGUAACGCAGGCAAUGCCGACUCGGAUGCAGCUGCCCUCCUUUGUGAACUUGACAUCAUUUAUCUUUUGUUAGCCGAGGCAACUCUUUCUCCUUCUCGGGCGGACUCGGCUCGGUGGAAGCUUCUUACGGAUGGUCAUUACACCGUAGCAUCAUGCUAUCAUUUCUUUUGUAGUUUUUAUGUUCCUUUUGGACCGGCUAAUAGAUUUGAUUCAGCUUUCUUAGAUAUUUGGAAGCUUGAUGCCCCUUUGAAAGUGAAGGCUUUCGGAUGGAGAUUCUUUAUCAACAAAGUACCAACCAAAGACUCUCUUUUGAAUAAAGGUAUUAUUUUUAACACCUCGGAUUUGGAGUGUGUUUUUUGUGCCGGUUCUAAUGAAUCCCUUCUUCACUCUUUUCUUUCUUGCCGAAAUGCCGAUGUUGUUUGGAGAGAAAUGGCCGAGUGUAUUGGGUUACCUUUUAAAAUCGAUUUUGAUUUUAAGAAGAGGUUUAUCUAUUGGAGCUCUUUUUGUCGGUCUAAGAAAGUUAAAGUUGCGAAAGUUGGUAUCGUCUGGCUAGCUAUUUUAUGGAGCUUGUGGUUGCGUAGGAACGAUAUAGUCUUUAACCAAGGUUCGUGGAACUCGAGGGAUGUUGUUUUGGAGUUGUAA
Messenger RNA from Vicia villosa (hairy vetch), 1758 nucleotides. RefSeq lists its product as uncharacterized. The transcript is spliced from 2 exons. The coding region runs from base 1 to 1758 and encodes 585 amino acids. The record is from RefSeq and is a predicted model, not a curated record. NCBI's taxonomy places the organism in Eukaryota, Viridiplantae, Streptophyta, Magnoliopsida, Fabales, Fabaceae.